UUGUGUGGCUGCAGUGGGCGUCGUUGGCCAGAGAUGGCGCUAUUGAGUAUAUAUUUGUUUCAGUGCCGUUUCCCUCCAUGGUUUCUGCUCUCCCAGAGUAACUUGGCGCUGGGCUCAGAUCAUUAUACAGUCCCAUAUUCUCCCUCCAUUAAGGCAUCUUUCUACCUUUUGGGCUGAACAGAAAUUCCUCCAGAACCCAAGAGGGAAGAGUCCAACUUUUGAGGGGCGAUAUGGACAUGAAAAAGAGGAUUCAUUUGGAGCUGAGGAACAGGACACCAUCUGAUGUACGAGAACUUGUCCUUGACAACUGCAGAUCAAAUGAAGGGAAAAUUGAAGGCCUCACAGCAGAAUUUGUUAAUCUUGAGUUUCUAAGUUUGAUAAAUGUUGGUCUUCUCUCGGUCUCCAACCUCCCUAAACUCGGAAAACUUAAAAAGUUGGAACUCAGUGACAACAGAAUCUCUGGUGGCCUUGAUGUUUUAGCUGAAAAACUCCCCAAUCUUACACAUCUAAACCUAAGUGGCAACAAACUGAAAGACAUCAGCACUUUGGAACCCUUGAAAAAACUUGACCAUUUGAAGAGUCUCGACCUUUUCAAUUGCGAAGUCACAAACUUGAAUGACUAUCGGGAAAGCGUCUUCAAGCUGCUUCCACAGCUCACAUAUCUAGACGGCUAUGAUAUGGAUGACCGCGAGGCGUCGGACUCGGACGGAGAAGCUGAUGGAGAUGGGGUCGAUGACGAUGAUGAUGAGGAAGGAGAAGAGGAGGAGGAUGAAGAUGGAGAGGAGGAGGAGUUUGACGAAGAGGAAGAUGAUGAUGACGAUGAAGAUGAAGUUGAAGGCGAGGAGGAUGAUGAGGAUGGCAGUGGAGAGGACGAGGAGGAAGACUUUGGUCAGGAUGGAGAAGUAGAGGAUGAUGAAGAUGAUGACGAUGACGACGAUGAUGAUGAAGAGCAAGGAGGCAAGGGUGAGAAGAGAAAACGAGAAGCAGACGAUGAAGAUGAUGACGACGACGAUGAGGAGGACGAUUAAGAGCCAAUGAACAACUGUUACCAACCCUACCCUCUCCUUCCUUUUCAACAACUUGGCUAUCCCAUCAACCUUUCUUCCCUCCACAACUCCCCCUUUACCCAAGCGCUAAGCUCCCUGUGGGGGCAAGACUGUACCGGACGGGUGGAGCUGUUCAUAUGGAGCCUACGAGCUGAAUGAAAGCCUUCUGGAUCGGUGGCUUACUCAGCAUUCCACAAGUCCACUGUCAAUCCCCUGCCCGUUUGUGUUUCAAAACCUCUGGGGACUUUGGGGACUGGUAUUUAGUUUUGGGUCUGUGCUUUUAAUAUUUUGUUGAAAGUGUUGUUUUUCUUUUUGUUUUUGUUUUCCUUUCUUUUUUUGUUGACAUUUCCUCCCCCUUUAGUUUUUGUUCCAAAUUUCCCAAUAAGAUUGCUAUAGCAACUGUGUGACAAGCGGGCCAUAAUUUUAGUGUGGCAGCCUGUGGCACAAAUCAAGGUUGUAGCUACAUUUUUACUUUCUGUAAGACAAAAACUUUGUAAAUAAAAUAACAUUUUGUGCUUUG
Messenger RNA from Onychostoma macrolepis, 1566 nucleotides. It is a transcript of the gene anp32b, whose product is annotated as acidic (leucine-rich) nuclear phosphoprotein 32 family, member B. Bases 231 to 1028 code for a protein of 265 amino acids. Gene Ontology annotation, molecular function: histone binding. The record is from RefSeq and is a predicted model, not a curated record. Gene Ontology annotation, cellular component: nucleus. Gene Ontology annotation, biological process: regulation of apoptotic process. NCBI's taxonomy places the organism in Eukaryota, Metazoa, Chordata, Actinopteri, Cypriniformes, Cyprinidae. The transcript has 7 exons.